AUGGCGGCAGCAACAACAGAGGAAAUGACCCCUGCAGAGCAAGAGUCGGUCUAUUUCAACAACUACCCACCUCCUAAGAACCUCCCGAAACAUGAAGCCCUUGCCAGAGCGUUUAUCGAAUAUCACACCGAAGCGAACAGGCGGCUGGUCCUGGUUACGUCCGGAGGCACAACUGUUCCCCUCGAAAACCAGACGGUGCGAUUUAUAGACAACUUCUCGGCUGGAACCAGAGGUGCAACUUCCGCCGAGUAUUUUCUCCAAGAAGGCUACGCGGUGAUUUUCCUUCACCGGCAAUUCAGUCUGCUACCAUAUUCACGGCAUUAUAGCCACUCGACGAACUGCUUCUUGGACUUUAUGGAUGAGGCGCCACCGUCCAGCUCGUCCGAAUCUCCAAAUCCAGGUUAUGGUCCCAUAGUGGUGCGCAGUGAAUAUCAGGACCAGAUGCGGGACGUUUUGCGGAAAUACCGCUAUGCCAAACAAAACAACUUGUUGUUGCUUCUGCCAUUUACCACGAUUUCGGAGUACUUAUUCGAGUUGCGAAUGCUGGCCAAGUUGAUGAGACCACUAGGACCCAAUGCAUUAUUCUACCUAGCCGCGGCCGUCAGCGACUUCUUCAUUCCUCGAGAGCGGAUGGCAGAGCACAAGAUUCAGUCCUCCGAGCUUCCCGCACACCUGGACAAUUCAAAUUCGGUCGCGGGAUCGGAAAUAUACACAGGUGGCCUGGAAACCCAGGCAGGGAACAGCAAGAAACUCGUGAUCGGUCUGGACCCGGUGCCCAAGUUUCUGCAUCGACUGGUGGACGGCUGGGCGCCUGAUGGAAGUAUGGUUGUCUCCUUCAAGCUGGAAACGGAUCCCAAUCUGCUUGUCUAUAAGGCGCAGACGGCGCUGAAGCGGUACUCACACCAUCUGGUUAUUGGCAACCUCCUAUCCACACGUAAAUGGGAAGUCGUUUUUGUGACGCCAGAUCCUCCCUACGAGCGCUGGAUUCGGGUUCCCAAGACGAGACGUAGCAAGAGCAUCUCUGGUGCGGAAGAUCAGGUGGGCCUGGCAGAGGCAAGGAAAGCGGGCGAGUCGGUGAACCGUCCCAGUGGGGAAGCCCGAGAGGGCAACGAGCAGAAACCAACAAGUGUUAACACCGCGGAUGGAGUGGAGAUUGAGAGUCUGAUCAUACCUGAGCUGGUGAAGCUACAUUCAAACAUGAUUGCCAAACAGCAGGCAAAGCAACAGUCAUGA
Aspergillus lentulus is the source of this 1233-nucleotide messenger RNA. RefSeq names its product phosphopantothenate--cysteine ligase CAB2. The record is from RefSeq and is a predicted model, not a curated record. NCBI's taxonomy places the organism in Eukaryota, Fungi, Ascomycota, Eurotiomycetes, Eurotiales, Aspergillaceae.